Messenger RNA from Echinostoma caproni, 1086 nucleotides. The record is from the annotation of a GenBank genome assembly. Lineage: Eukaryota; Metazoa; Platyhelminthes; Trematoda; Plagiorchiida; Echinostomatidae.
AUGACACUAAAUCAACCAGAAGCAUCGGACAGUGAAUUCUCCGUCAUUUUGCUGGUCGCAGUCAGUAUUCUUUGGGUUCCCGUUAUUGAACGUCUCCAGGGUGGUCAGCUAUAUUUGUAUAUCCAGGGUGUUGCUGCUUGUCUGGCACCACCGAUUGCUGCUGUCUAUUUGUUAGCCGUACUGUGGAAACGGUGUUCAGAACCCGGUGCUUUCUACGCCCUAAUGACCGGCCUCAUUACCGGACUGAUCCGUCUGGUUUUGACCGUGGUCUAUCACGAACCAGUCUGCGGUGAACCGGACCAUCGGCCGGCAAUCGUGGCUCGGUUUCACUACAUGUAUUUUGCCUUGUUCUCAUUUCUUCUGACCGGUCUGGUUAUGAUCGUGGUUUCACUGUUCACUCGUCCACCGGACAAACAUUGUUUGACUCGGUUGACAUACUUCACCGCAUGGGAUGUUCCAGAAGAGUACAGUCCACCGGUACCUAAAGAUUGUCAGGCAGUCAAUGCAUAUGGGAUUAGUGAAGCCUAUGAUAAACCGACGGGAGAUGCCAUGCUAGCGUACGGACUGUAUGACCCUGCUAUAACGGAACAACCGCGAUCUGGGAGUCCUCGGAGCUUACAACGAAAUGAGAUUGUCGAUGUUCACGAACCUUCGCCGGAUAAACUUUGUCCUUGUCACUCUCCGGCCGGUUUGUGUUUUCGACAUAUCUGUCUGUGGUUAUGUGGCUGUGAGGACCAUCCAUGCUCACAGGAAAAUGAAUUCCGUUGCGCAGCCUGUUUGUGUUGCGGUAAAAGUCACGUGCCAGAUUGGCUCCCGUUCGGUCACGAACGAACGGUAGACCUGGAGAACGAGGAGCAACACCUGCGUAGUGUGAUCAGUCUGAAGCAAGAUCCACGUGCCAAAGUAGCUCUGCGUGUUUGCCUUGUGUUUCUCGCUAUUAUUGUAAUAUUUCUCUACGUGUUUUUCUCCGUUUAUUUCGAUCUCAUCGAUCCCGGUCCAUUGCCCGUUUGGUGGAAUGAGAGCGCAAAUGUGACCCGGAAGAUGUUGCUCGCGUUGGAGGCGAACAAUAUUAUCACACUUAAAUAG